Lemur catta (Ring-tailed lemur) is the source of this 4933-nucleotide messenger RNA. RefSeq names its product ninein like (gene NINL). The record is from RefSeq and is a predicted model, not a curated record. Lineage: Eukaryota; Metazoa; Chordata; Mammalia; Primates; Lemuridae. Gene Ontology annotation, cellular component: centrosome. Gene Ontology annotation, molecular function: calcium ion binding. The transcript is spliced from 24 exons. Gene Ontology annotation, biological process: microtubule anchoring at centrosome. The coding region runs from base 95 to 4225 and encodes 1376 amino acids.
CCUGCGAUCAUGUUCAUUCUCAGGGUGGACACUGGAUGUUUUUACAGCUUAUCAACAGGUGUUUAAUUCAGAAGUCAGUUGCGCCUGCAAUGGGAUGGAUGAAGAGGAAGAGAAUCACUAUGUCUCACAGCUCAGGGAAGUCUACAGCAGCUGUGACACCACAGGGACUGGAUUUUUGGACCGUGAGGAACUGACCCAGCUCUGCCUUAAGCUUCACCUGGAGAAGCAGCUGCCCGCCCUCCUGCAAACUCUUCUUGGAAAUGACCACUUCGCCAGGGUUAACUUUGAGGAAUUUAAGGAAGGUUUUGUGGCUGUGUUGUCAUCAAAUGCUGCUGUUGGCCCCUCAGAGGAAGAAAGUAGUACUGUGGAAAGAGCUGCCUCCCGUGCUGUCCCGCCAAAAUAUAUGAGGGGCUCUAAGUGGUAUGGCCGUCGGAGCCAGCCUGAGCUGUGUGAUGCUGCCACCAAAGUCAGAUAUGUACCAGAACAGCAAACCAAGGCCAACCUGAAAAGCCAGCUCCGGCGUUCUGCGUCUCUGGAAAGUGUAGAGAGUCUCAAGUCAGAUGAAGAAACUGAGAGUGCUAAAGAACCUCAGAAUGAAUUAUUCGAAGCACAAGGCCAGCGGCAGACCUGGGGUUCUGAGGUCUUCGGGAGUCCCCAGAAGUCCUGCAGCCCCUCCUUUGACACCCCUGAGAGCCAGGUCCAGGGCAUCUGGGAAGAGCUGGGUGUUGGCAGCAGUGGGCACCUGAACGAGCAGGAGCUGGCUGUGGUCUGCCAGAGCGUCGGACUCCGAGGAUUGGAGAAAGAGGAACUGGAGGACCUGUUUAACAAACUGGAUCGAGACGGAGACGGCAGAGUGAGUCUUGAGGAAUUCCAGCUUGGCCUGUUGAGUCAUGAGCCUACCUCACUUCCAGAAUCUUCCACUCAGGUCAACCUGAGCAGGCCCUGGUCUCAUUACCAGGUCCCAGAGGAGAGUGGCUGCCACACCACCACAACCUCGUCCCUCGUGUCCCUGUGCUCGGGCCUGUGCCUCUUCUCCAGCAUUGAUGAUGGCACUGGCUUUGCCUUUCCUGAGCAGAUCAUGGCCGUGUGGGCCCAGGAGGGGAUUCAGAAUGGCGGGGAGAUCUUGCAGAGCCUGGACUUCAGUGUGGAUGAGAAGGUGAACCUUAUGGAGCUGACAUGGGCCCUUGACAACGAGCUCAUGACAGUGGAUGGUGCCGCUCAGCAGGCAGCCCUUGCCUGCUACCGCCAGGAGCUGAGCUACCACCAAGGGCAGGUGGAGCAGCUGGCGAGAGAGCGGGACAAGGCGAGGCAGGACCUGGAGAAGGUUGAGAAGAGGAACCUGGAAUUUGUGAAAGAGAUGGAUGACUGCCACUCUGCCCUGGAGCAGCUCACAGAGAAGAAAAUCAAGCACCUGGAACAGGGAUACAGGGGAAGGCUGAACCUCCUGCGGUCCGAGGUGGAGACAGAGCGGGAGCUGUUCUGGGAACAGGCCCUUAGGCAGAGGGCUGCGCUGGAGCGGGAUGUGGGGCGCCUGCAGGCCGAGGAGGCCAGCCUCCGAGAGAAGCUGACCCUGGCCCUGAAGGAAAACGGUCGCUUACAGAAGGAGAUUGUGGAAGUGGUGGAAAAGCUCUCGGAUUCAGAGAAGCUGGUCCUGAAACUGCAGGACGACCUGGAGUUGGUGUUGAAGGACAAGCUGGAGCCUCAGAGCACGGAGCUCCUGGCCCAGGAGGAGCGGUUCACAGCGGUCCUGGAGGAAUAUGAGGUCAAGUGCCGGGACCUGCAGGACCGCAAUGAUGAGCUGCAGGCUGAGCUGGAAGGCCUGCAGGCGCGGCUGCCCCCCAGUCGACAGAGCUCCUCCAGGGGCCUAGGACAGCGGCUCUCUGGACAGGGCUCAGCAGGCAUCUUGCUCACGGGCAGUUCUGCUCCAGUGAGUAUAGAAACAGAGAUAAUGAUGGAGCAGCUGAAGGAACAUCACCAAGACCUCAGGAUCCAGCUGGAGACCAAGGUAAACUACUACGAGAGGGAAAUCGAGGCACUGAAAAGGGACUUUGAGAAGGAGAGAAAGGAGAUGGAGCUGGCUCACAAGCGCGAGGUGGGCGUGCUGGAGGAGCAGAAAGCAGACCUGGAGAUGCUCCACGCCAAGUCCCAGGAGGUCAUCCAGGGCCUGCGGGAGCAGCUGCGGGACUUGGCCCACGGCCCCCAGCCCGAGCAGCUGGGCCUGGCGCUGGCGCCGUGCUGCACCCAGGCGCUCUCCAGCCUGGCCCUGCGGCUGGAGGAGGAGCUGCACCUGCGGCAUCGGAGCCAGCUGCAGCAGAUCAGGAGAGAGGCCGAGGGUGAGCUGAGCCGGAAGCUGUCGUGGAUGGAAGCCCAGCAUGCCGCGCGCUGUGAGGACCUGUCCCUGCAGCAUCAGCGCGAGAAGGAUGAGCUGCUGCAGAAGCACCUGCUGGAGGUGAGCGAGAUGGCGGAGCAGCUCAACCAGGAGAAGCAGCGGCAGGCAAAGAGGGAGGAGGAGAUCCUCACGCGCUGUCGAAAGCAGCAGCUGAAGCUGCAGGAGUUGAUGAGUGAAGAGCAGGCGCAGAUUUGCAAAUCAUUUGCCCUUGAGAAGGAGAGGUUAGAACUGGCCUACAGGAAGCAGGUGGAAGAGCUUGCCCGGGAAGUGGAGGCACUGCGGGCUCUUUGGAAAGGUGGGCCGCCGGUGGCAAGGAGCGAACAGGACAGCGCACGCCAUCCCUGCUGUGUAGAUGGCACGCAGAGCCCAGCCUCAGCCCCUGCCCUGGUGGCCAGUGGGCCCUCAGAGAGCCUUGGCCUCAGAGAGAACUGUUGGGGUUUGCUCAACACUGAGGAGGGGGCUUCUGUUCCCCCAGAGAGGUGGUCACAUGUGCAGCCACAGAGGGUGGACAGAGGGGCUGUCCCAGGGGAACCAGUGCCUUCUGCCAGGGGUUCAGCAGACCUGAGCCAGCCUGAAGCCCAGGAGGGAGAUGCCUGGCCAGCUCAGCCCCAGAGGUGGGGGCCACAGCUAAGCCCAGCCUCUUUGGGGAGAGGGCAGGCCGAGAGGCCACAGGCUGUUCUAGAGGAACGAACUGGGAGCUGGAGUAGGGUGCCGGCCUCUGGCUCCCCACAGAGACAGGCCUCAGAGGAGCAGGCUGGGGACAAGGGUACCAGGAGAGGGUCCUCACCAUCCCACCCCCAGCUUGCUGACCCGGGGGAGAUGGAGGUUGAUGCAGCACCGGAGAAAGAAAAGAAUGACGUGAAAACCAAACUUCUGCAGCUGGAAGACGUUGUGCGGGCUCUCGAGAAAGAAGCAGAUUCAAGAGAGAAAGACAGAAUCGAAUUUCAUAGGCUUUCUGAAGAAAACACUUUGUUGAAAAAUGAUCUGGGAAGGAUUCAGCAAGAGCUUGAAGCUGCAGAAAGCACAAAUGAUGCACAGAGGCGGGAAAUUGAAGUUUUAAAGAGAGACAAGGAAAAGGCCUGCUUUGACGUGGAAGAGCUCAGCAAACAGAGUCAGAAAUACAAGCAUCAGUUGUCCCAGCUCAACCACAGUGUCCUUCAGCUGGGAGAGGAGGCUUCUACCCACCAGGCCCAAAAUGAGGAGAAUCGCAUCACCAUCCAGCUGUUAACACAGAGCCUGGAGGAGGCAGGGCGCCGGGGAGAGCAGCAGAGUGACAAAAUCCAAAAACUUGAAGUUGAACUUGACCGCGUAAAUCAAGAAUGUCAGAGCCUGAGACUGUCCCAAUCAGAGCUGACAAAGACCCUUGAAGAAAGUCAAGACCAGUUGCAGGGAGCCCAGCAGAGGCUGAAACUGGCCCAGUCCCAGCACUUUCAGGAGGUCCAGCAGCUACAGGAGCAGAUGGGCCGGCUGGUGCCUCGAGACCAUGUGGCUAAGCUGCAGCACCUGCUCAGCCUCCAGCGAGCACAGCAGGAAGAACAUGAAAAACAGCUGAAAGCCACAGAGGAGCGGGUGGGCGAGGCGGAGAUGAUGCUGAAGCACAUGGAGAUGCUGCUCCAAGAGAAAGGGGAGGAGCUGAGAGGACAGUUUGAAAAGAACACGAAGUCCAACCUGUUGCUCAAGGAGCUCUACGUGGAAAAUGCUCACCUGGUGAAGGCGCUUCAGGUCACCGAAGAGAAGCAACGAGGUGCUGAGAAAAAAAGCCGCAUCUUGGAAGAAAAAGUCCAAGCUCUCAACAGACUCAUCAGUCAGAUUGCUCCUGCAGCCCUGUCUGUGUAGAGACGGCUUGCUUUCCUCGGAGCACCCUUGCCCACAUGGGGAUUGUGAGUCUUUGUUCACUCCACACACAUUUAAUGAAUAUCUACUACGUGCCAGAUGCUGGGGAAAUAUACAUGUUGCAAAAGACUACAUUUUUAUUAGCAGUUCUGAGUAAUUUCCCUUUGUAAGAUUCUCAAUUUUUCUACUCACUGCUGAGACAGAUUAUGGGGGCUCUCAGCAAAGAAUAGCUGUAACAGAGUGGUUAAUAAAAAAAACACUGUGUUACAUUUCUGACUUUGGCCGUACAGAUUAAAAUGUAAAAUCGGGCUCUGUACAGUUUUGCCAUUUCUCUAUUCUGGGCUUAGAUCAUUAGAAGUCUCAAUGGUGGGUCUUUGCACAUGUCCUUCUGGAAGGGCCUCGCUCGGUGUGAACUGUGAAACCAGAGGUAAAGGAGGGGAAGCCCCUUGUUCAGGGACUGCUCCCCUACAGGGGGAUGUCUGGACAGGGCUUAUCUUCUGUGGACUCAGGGAUGAUGGUGUUUAUUGCGAAUGCAAUCUUUUUUUCAUUGAAAUAUCAUCACACUGGAAAUUGUACUAUAUGUAAAAAAAAAAAAGUAUAGUUUUAUAUCUGAAAUAUACAUAAAUUAUGGCCAUUUGGUUUAUCAGAAUAUACUACUGUAAUAUGAAAAGAGUCACUGUAUUUGCAAUAAAUUUUUUCUACUAAAAUUGA